CUAACACUUCAAGAACAGAAAAAAAGAGUUGAUUUUUACAUUCAUUUUUUUAUUUUCUUUCGUUAUAUGUUUUUGUGUUUGGUUGUUUUUUCUUAGUUGAAACUGAUAAAGAGUUCGUGAUCUUGAAUUUUUGGUUCUAUUGAAAACGUGAACUUCCCAAAUAAAGAAAAAAAAUAUAUAAACCUAUAAUUUGAUUUGGGUUUAAUUUAUUUUGCUUUCAUUAAAGUAUACUAGUAAAGGACUAUAAUCUAUAUUCUUUUUGGGAUCAAGUUUAUUGACACUGUUUUAUCCAGAUUUUAAUGGGGACUAACAUGAACUUCAAGAGCUUUGGAAGUAACCAACCGCCAUCAGCUGACGGCGCCGGGGAUAAAACGCCGGGGAAUAAUCCGUUAACUAGAGAGACAUCUAUCUAUUCUCUAACCUUUGAUGAGUUUCAAAGCACUAUGGGUGGAAUAGACAAAGAUUUUGGGUCAAUGAACAUGGAUGAGUUGUUGAAGAGCAUUUGGAGUUCUGAAGAAACUCAAACAAUGGCUUCUUCCACUGGUGGGCUAGAGGGAAAUGGAGGGUUACAAAGGCAAGGGUCUUUGACUUUGCCAAGGACACUUAGCCAGAAAACUGUUGAUGAAGUUUGGAAAGAUAUUUCAAGGGAGUAUUCAAUAGGGAAAGACGGGAUUGGAACUGCAGGUACUAAUAAUAUGCCACAAAGGCAGCAGACUUUAGGGGAGAUGACUUUAGAGGAGUUUUUGGUGAGGGCUGGUGUGGUAAGAGAGGAUACCCAGUUGGCUGUGAAGGUUAAUAAUGUCAAUGGGGGUAAUAAUACUGGGUUUGGUAUUGGGUUUCAACAAGGUGGCAGAGGUCAAAAUUUGAUGGGGAAUAGGCUUUCUGAAGGUGAUAAUAAAAUUGGUAUUCAGCGUUCCAAUUUGCCUUUAAACGUUAAUGGAGUUAGUUUAAACCAGCACCAGUUAGCUCAGCAGCAAACUCAACAGCACCAGCAACCAGUUUUUCCUAAGCAACCAGCUGUUGGAUAUGGAGCUCAGAUACCUUUACAAAGUGGUGGUCAGUUGGGGAGUUCUGGAAUUAGGGGUGGAAUUUCUGGGAUUGGAGAUCAUGGACUUACUCAGGGUGGUGCACUGCAACGUGGAGGGAUGGGGAUGGUUGGUUUAGGAGGGCCAGUCGGUAUUUCUACUGGAUCACCUGCUAACCAGCUUUCAUCAGAUGGGAUUGGUAAGAGUGGUGGAGAUACUUCCUCUGUUUCGCCAGUUCCUUAUGUGUCUAAUGGAAGUUUGAGGGGUAGGAAAUGCAGUAAUGUGGAAAAGGCUGCUGAGAGGAGGCAGAGGAGAAUGAUAAAGAACAGAGAAUCAGCUGCAAGAUCACGAGCUCGCAAGCAGGCUUAUACAAUGGAAUUGCAAGCAGAAGUUGCAAACCUAAAAGAGGAGAACCAAGAAUUGCGGAAGAAACAUACCCAUACUUACAUUUUCAUUGACUGCACUUUGGUUGCUGCAGGAAGAAAUCAAGGAAAUGCUGAAAAAUCAGGUCAUGGAGAUGAUGAAUAAGCAACAAGGAGCUAAGGAGCAAUGCCUGCGAAGAACACAGACGGGUCCAUGGUGAGGUUGUUAAAGCGUUGUGCCUGUGAUUCUUAGUUGAAUUAUGGUUGUACAUAAUUUAUUCAAGGGGGUAGUUCUUCUUCCUUUAGAUUUGGAGAGAUGAGCUACUGCAGUGUAGAUUGAAAAAUGGUCCAAUAUUUGUGUUAUCUUUCAUACAUUUCUCUUAUGGACAACAUGAUUCAGUAAGAAUAUGCACAUUUCAGAGAAUCUCAAUAGUUCCCCCUAUCAUUGAAUUAAUCCUCCGUUUAUGUGCACUGCAAUUGGUUUGGUAACAGUUCAUGGAUUUUUCUUUUCUUUUUUUAAUUUUCUCAUCUGCUUCAUAUAUGCAGUAAGAAUGAUACAAUGGUUAUGCUAUGCAUUAUUUAUUAUUUCUAUAUUUGAUGCAUGGCACUGGAAACUUUUGCAUAAACUUUGAAGUAUAAUACAUG
Durio zibethinus is the source of this 2032-nucleotide messenger RNA. Lineage: Eukaryota; Viridiplantae; Streptophyta; Magnoliopsida; Malvales; Malvaceae. The record is from RefSeq and is a predicted model, not a curated record.